Nannospalax galili (Upper Galilee mountains blind mole rat) is the source of this 3795-nucleotide messenger RNA. RefSeq names its product otopetrin 1 (gene Otop1). The transcript has 6 exons. Lineage: Eukaryota; Metazoa; Chordata; Mammalia; Rodentia; Spalacidae. The coding region runs from base 1 to 1803 and encodes 600 amino acids. The record is from RefSeq and is a predicted model, not a curated record. Gene Ontology annotation, cellular component: membrane. Gene Ontology annotation, biological process: inner ear morphogenesis; proton transmembrane transport. Gene Ontology annotation, molecular function: proton channel activity.
AUGCCGGAGGGCCGGAGCCUGCAGGUCCCGUCCGCAGCAUCCGCGGGCGCCUCGCAGGCUGCGCCGUCGGGGACCGCCGCCUGCCCUUCGUGCCCGCCAUCCCCAGCCCGGGGGUCCCCGCAGACCGCGGGUGCCAGGCGCCGUGCCAGCGUCCCGCAGAAGCUGGCGGAGGCGCUGAGCAGCCAGUACGGGCUGAACGUGUUCGUGGCGGGGCUGCUGCUCCUGCUGGCCUGGGCGGUGCACGCGGCCGGCGUGGGCAAGCGCGACCUGCUGUGCCUGUUAACCGCGCUCAUGAUGCUGCAGCUGCUGUGGAUGCUGUGGUACGUGGGCCGCAGCUACGCGCAGCGCCGCCUCAUCCGGCCCAAGGACACACAAGCGGGCGCGCGCUGGCUCCGUGGCAGCAUCACAUUAUUCGCAUUUAUCACCAUCAUCCUGGGAUGCUUGAAAGUCGGGUACUUCGUUGGAUUUUCUGAGUGCUUGUCAGCCACAGAGGGAGUGUUCCCGGUCACCCACGCGGUGCACACGCUGCUGCAGGUCUAUUUUCUCUGGGGGCAUGCAAAGGAUAUUAUCCUGUCUUUCAAAACACUGGAAAGGUUUGGGGUGAUCCACUCGGUGUUCACAAACCUGCUGCUGUGGGCCAACAGCGUCCUGAAUGAGUCCAAGCACCAACUGAAUGAACACAAGGAGAGGCUCAUCACUCUGGGCUUUGGCAACAUCACCAUCGUUUUGGAUGACCACACACCGCAGUGUAACUGCACGCCACCUGCUCUCUGCUCUACCCUGUCCCACGGGAUCUAUUACCUGUACCCCUUCAACAUCGAGUACCAAAUCCUGGCCUCCACCAUGCUGUAUGUGCUCUGGAAGAACAUCGGGCGCAGGGUGGACAGCAUGCCACAGCAGAAGAUGACAUGCAGGUUCGAUGGGGUCCUGGUGGGUGCAGCACUAGGCCUGGUGGUGCUGGCUGCCACCAUUGCUGUGGUAGGGGUGUACAUGAUCCACAUCGGGUGCUCCAAGUCCCAGAGCGAGUCGGCGCUCACCAUGUUCUACCUGUAUGCCAUCAUCCUGCUAUUGCUCAUGGGGACUGCUGGGCUGGUGGGAUGCUGGAUUUACAGGGUGGAUGAGAAGUCCCUGGACGAGUCCAAAAACCCAGCCCGCAAGCUGGAUGUAGACCUCUUGGUGGCCACGGCCUCUGGCUCCUGGCUCCUCUCCUGGGGCUCCAUCCUGGCCAUUGCCUGUGCUGAGACUCGCCCAUCAUAUACCUGGUACAACCUGCCCUACUCCAUCCUGGUGAUCAUGGAGAAGUACAUUCAGAACCUCUUCAUCAUUGAAUCGGUCCACCAGGAGCCCGAUGGCAUCCCUGAGGACAUCCGCACUCUCCGCGUGGUCACCGUCUAUAGUGGCGAGGCCGCCACCCUUGCUGCUUCAGGCCUUGGGAGCCAAGGGGUGACUGGGAAUGGGUCAUCUGCCACCAACGGGAAUCUGUGUCUGCAGCAGGCGAGCAGCAAAGAAGACCGGGAGGCUGGCUGGGAAGGGGUGGAGGGCACAGCCCGCCAUCCCAGCUUCCUGCGGAGCGGCACCAAGCGGAGGCUCCUCAGGAACAUCACUGCCUUUCUCUUCCUCUGCAACAUCUCGCUCUGGAUCCCCCCUGCCUUUGGCUGCCGCCCUGAGUAUGACAACGGAUUGGAGGAAGUUGUCUUUGGUUUUGAACCUUGGAUCAUAGCAGUCAACCUGGCCAUGCCCUUCUCUAUUUUCUACCGGAUGCAUGCAGCUGCCUCCCUCUUUGAGGUCUAUUGUAAAAUCUAGCUUGAGUCCACACAAAUGGAGAAGGAACACAGGAACAAGGGAGCUCUGGAGCCACCUGGGGAGGGCCCAGCUGGAUGAACACUGCCUGAAAAACGUGGGCAGGGCACCUUUGUGGACAUGGCCAUGCUUCCUGUGGCUGGAGCUGCCCAUCACCUUGAGUGAGGGCUGACAGAUCGAAUGCCCAAGGUGGCUGGGACCGUCUUCCCUCGGUCAGCCAAAUCCAAACAAUUUGGUUUCCUCCUGGUGAAGACCUUCUGUUUUAGAAGAAUGGGCUUUUGGCUGGGGAAACAUUAUCCAGUUUUUCUGACAAGCGUUUUCUGUUUUUACUGUUUGUAAUUGAUGUGACUAUAUACAAUCUUUUCCUGACCCUCUAUGUUGGUCAUUUGAAAUUUUUUCCUUCUCAGAGCUGCUGAGCAUAGAUAGAAAUGUGUCUUAGUUCAUGGUUUAGUUUCUGAACCAGUUUAAUUUUUGGACAAAGUUACUUUUAAUCAACUGCAUGGAAAUUUCAUCUAGAUUAAUACAAACAGACAAACUUACCUGAAAUUUUGGCACAUUUUUUUUAUUUGUGAUCAUUUUGAAGGAUUAGAAAAUGAAUUUUGCCAUCCCUUUUUUUUUCUAUGUCAGCUUUAUUACAUAGGAAACGUGGACAUUUUUGAAGAAUAGACAAGAAAAAUGACCCGUGAUGCAUUGUUAACAAUUACUGUUUAAUGUCUUUGUAUACCUCUUCUGACCAUUACGUGUAGCGCUCUUUUUAUUGAACCUGCUGAUGAUAACCCAACACUUCUAAUUUUAUAUCCACUUGUUUCCCUCUUGACAAUACGAUAAAUCUUCUCCUGUACUGUUGUAAGCUCUUUAGCAUUGUCAUUUUACUGCUGCAUGAUAGCUUCUCAGAUGAAUGUACCAAGAAUAACUUGCUUUCCUUGUCUUGAUUUUACAGUGCUUAUAACUGCUUGCUUUUAUAAGAGACCUUGCAAAAACCAACCAUGUCGGGAAAGCAUUUCUUAUAUUUAGAAUUCCUUUUAGCCGGGCAUGGUGGCACACGCCUUUGAUUCCAGCACUUGGGAGGCAGAGGCAGGCAGAUCUCUGUGAGUUCCAGGCCAGCUGGGGCUACAGGGAGACCCUGUCUCAAAACAACAACAACAACAACAAAAAAGAUAAAUGGUUGGCCCUUCAUAUCCAUCAAUCCCACCUCUACAUUCAGCCUUUGGAUAGAAAGCAUUUUCAAGCAUUGCAUCUUGGGGCUAGCAAGAUGGCUCAAAGGUAGCUUGCUGUUCUUGCAGAGGACCGGAGUUUAGUUCCCAGCAUUGUAACUCCAGCUCCCCUGUUACUCCAGCUCCAGUGGAUCCAGUGCCUUCUUCUGGCCUCACAUUCACACAUAUACAUAAAUAAAAAUAAAAUAAACCUUAAAAAGAAUUGUCUCUGGCAGACUUUUCCUUGCCACUAUUCAUUAAACAGUACAAUCGAGCAGCCAUUUGUGUGGCAUUUAUAUUGUGUAAAGUAGUUUUUCUUUGAGACAGGAUCUCAUAUCUCCUAGGCUGGUAUCAAACUUGCUAUCUAGCCAAGGAUGAAUGUGAACUCCUAUUUUCCUGCCUCCUCUCAAGUGCUGGGCUAUAGAAAUGUACCACCGUGCCUGUUUUUAUACUGUGCUGGGGGAAGCAAACCCUGGGCCUCAUGCGUACUAGGCAAGAACUCUAACAACUGAGUCAUACCCCCAGACCUGUAUUAGGUAACCUGGAGCUGAUAUGAUAGAUGAAGAGACUUACAGGCUACAUGCACAUACAGUGCCUUGUUGUGGAAGGGAUUUGGGCAUCCAAGGAUCUUGGUGGCCACAGGGGUCCCUAGAAUCAGUCCCCUAUGGAUACCAAGGGACAACUAGGGACAACUGGAUGCUUAACAUCAGAAUGCCAGGCUCAAAGGUUAUAAGCAUUUUCAAGUCUCCUAAGGAAUACUGACAUUUGAGUAAGUCUUUGUACAUUGUUUUCCCUAACUAUU